Penicillium brevicompactum is the source of this 1803-nucleotide messenger RNA. Its product is annotated as CAZyme family AA1. The record is from RefSeq and is a predicted model, not a curated record. Gene Ontology annotation, molecular function: oxidoreductase activity; copper ion binding. The coding region runs from base 1 to 1803 and encodes 600 amino acids. Lineage: Eukaryota; Fungi; Ascomycota; Eurotiomycetes; Eurotiales; Aspergillaceae. The transcript is spliced from 2 exons.
AUGAGACUUCAAAGCCUUCUCAUUCUGAUAUUGAGUCUGUGUGCUGCUGUCAUUGCCAUCCCACAAGAGGUUGAGGUUGCAAACCACAGACCUUCGACAAAGACAAGCACUACAUCUACCAAGUCAAAGCCCACACAUACGAAAACAGCCACCACCAAGACAACCACCAAGAUCCACCAGCCAACAGGAACACCCUGUGCUGGCAAUACCGCCAGAACCAGAUCAAAAUGGUGCAAAUACGACGUCAACACAGACUACACUAAGACUGUGCCAAAUACAGGCGUGACUCGCGAGUACUGGCUGAGCCUUGAAGAUCUCACUCUUGCACCAGAUGGCUUCAGCCGCUCGGUGAUGACCAUCAACGGCACCAUCCCAGGCCCUACUAUCUUCGCAGAUUGGGGCGACUGGGUCGUCGUGCACGUGGCGAACAAUCUGAAAACAGCUAAAAAUGGAACCAGCAUCCAUUGGCACGGGAUCAGACAGAACUACACGAAUGGCAACGAUGGUGUCGUCUCCAUCACCCAGUGUCCCACUGCACCUGGCUCAAGCAUGACCUACAAGUGGCGUGCUGAGCAGUAUGGCUCUUCAUGGUACCACUCUCACAUUGGCCUGCAAGCUUGGCAAGGUGUGGUUGGGGGAAUUAUAAUCAACGGUCCAGCAAGUGGAAACUAUGAUGUUGAUAAGGGCAGUUUGUUCCUGAGCGAUUGGUCCCAUCAGACUGUUGAUGAGCUCUACACGGUUGCUCAGACCGUCGGUCCACCGAUAAUGGAUACUGGUUUGAUCAAUGGAACUAAUGUUUUUGGAAACGAUACAAAUGCCACUGGCAAGCGAUUCCAAAUGAAAGUCAACCAGGGGUCCUCGUAUCGACUACGAAUCGUCAACUCUGCCGUUGACACCCAUUUCAAAUUCAUGAUUGACAAUCAUACCCUGACGGUCAUUGGAAUGGACUUUGUACCCAUCAAGCCCUACCAGGCAGAGUACGUGGACAUUGGAAUGGGCCAACGCUACGACUUAAUCGUAACAGCCAACCAGCGCAGAGUCUCCGACUCAUUCUGGAUCCGCGCCAUCCCCCAAGAAGCCUGCUCCGAGAACGCCAGUCCAGAUAACAUAAAGGGCAUAAUGUACUACGGCAAUCAACCCCGAACCCCAACAACAAGCCCCUUCAGCUUCAACGACAGCUGCAUCGACAACCCAGCAACCAGCCUAGUCCCACAAGUCCCCAAGACAGUCUCAGCAGCAGACUGGAGCGACAUGACCGACGUAACCGUAGGACGAAACUCCGCCAAUCUCUUCCGCUGGUACCUAAACAGCACAACCAUGCAAGUCCUCUGGGAAGAUCCUACCCUCCUACAGCUAUACAACAGCGCAAGCACACCCAAUUUCACCGCAUCCAGCGGCGUGAUAGAGUUGCCGCACGCACACGAGUGGGUCUACCUCAUGAUCAACACGAGUAUCCCAGUUGCGCACCCGAUUCAUCUGCACGGACAUGAUUUCUUUGUUCUGGCGCAGGGAUCGAAUCCGUGGGAUGGGGUCGUGCAUACUGCGAACCCGCCGCGCAGGGAUACGGCUAUGCUUCUUGGUAAUGGGUUCUUGCUUAUUGCGUUUGAGACUGAUAAUCCGGGGGCUUGGCUAAUGCAUUGUCAUAUUGGAUGGCAUACGGAUGAAGGGUUUGCGUUGCAGUUCCUGGAACGGGAAAGCGAGAUUGAUCCUUUGAUUGAUAAUGAUCAGCUUAGGGAGAAUUGUGCUUCCUGGAAUGCUUAUGAUCAUGCGUUUGAUAUUGAGCAGGAGGAUUCGGGUGUUUAG